GGCGCGGGGCGUCGGCGCACGCGCACCGCGUCGCCGCGCCGCUCGCCCUGGCAGCCCCGCGCUUGAGCUCGAGCUGUGCUGGCACCAUGUCGGAGAUGAGCGUGCUGUGCGAGCUGUACGAGGAGUGCAACGACCUGCAGAUGGAUGUGAUGCCCGGCGAGGGCGACCUGCCGCCCAUGGAGGUGGGCGGCGGGCCCCGAGACGCGGCCCCGAGCGCCGGGCGCCUGGAGGAGGAAGGCCCGAUGGAGGAGGAGGCGGCGGCGGCGGCGGCGGCGGCGGCGGCGGCCCAGCCCAUGGCCCAGCCCGCGGGGGGACGCGGCCUGGCCGGCCAGCCCCGCGCCGCCAACGCCAACGCCGCCAGCGCCGCCAGCGCCAACGCCGAGCGUCCCCGCCUGCCCGGCCUGGAGAGCGAGGACGAGGGCGACGAGUUCGACGACUGGGAGGACGACUACGAGUACCCCGAGGAGGAGCCGCUGAGCGGCGCGGGCUACCGCGUGUCCGCCGCCCUGGAGGAGGCCAACAAGAUGUUCCUGCGGACGACCCGCGCGCGCGAGGCCGCCCUGGACGGCGGCUUCCAGAUGCACUACGAGAAGACGCCCUUCGACCAGCUCGCCUUCAUCGAGGAGCUCUUCUCGCUCAUGGUCGUCAACCGCCUGACCGAGGAGCUCGGCUGCGAUGAGAUCAUCGACAGGGAGUGAGCGGAGCGGCCCGCGAGAAAACAGGGAGGAGGAGGAGGAGGAGGAGAGGAGGAGGAGGAGGAGGAGGAGGAGGAGAGGAGGAGGAAGCUACUCGAGGAGAGAGAGACCCAACAUUCCGCCGCCUCUUGGGUUAUUCCAAAUAGAUCCGUGCCAAUGAGAAACUUAAUGUGUUUUUUUUUUUUAAUUUUUCAAAAAAAAAUUUUUUUUUUUUUUUAGUUUUGUUUUGCAGAAUGGAAUAGGGCAGUGACUGCUCGGUUGGAAUCAAGGAAGCAACGUUCUAAAGAAAGAAAGAGGAGCUUAGGACUGGUUGUUGAUUUUAUUUUAUUUUUUCAGGACUGUCCCUACGGCAAAGGCUUUGACUUGGUUAUUGAUCCAGAUUUAUUUUCCUUGCGUUGGAGGAGAGAAAAAAAAAAUCUUUCCUUAUCUCACCGUCAGGGCUGGUUAUACCAGAGUAAGUCGUGGUGAGGACGAGCUGCCCGCACGAGAGCCCCACUGGUAAUUACGAGACAGCAGAAUAACGGAUGUAUCCGACUUAGGACAUGGGCAGCGUCUGAGUUACUUGGACUGAAAGCCUAUUGAGGAAACUCCGAAGAUUCCGCUUUGUGAUCUGUCCAAGCAAUGGCUAAAUUAGAAGGCUAAGUCUUUUUUUGUGUAAGAUGGAAUUCUUUAAUACCCCAAAAGAAUAAGCAAAUCCAAAAUGAAGUAUGUAUUACGUGUGCUGUAUCUUAAAACGUUUUCCUAAGAGCAUCUAAAAUUUCGUUUGUAUCUGUAUCUUGCUCAUUUAAGCCACUGUGACCUGUACUUAAAGAAAAUUUAUUGUCAGUCAUUUUUAGGUAAAAAAUUUUGAUGUCCUGAAUAUUCAGAUUUAGAUAUUAAAAUGUGUGUAAAAGAGCAGAGAAAAAAAUCUAUUUCUAACACCCUUGAAUACUAGAAUAAUUUUCUGUUUCACUUGCUCUCAUUUUUAUUUAACUUUGCAGGCAGAAGACGGGUUGAAUUUUACAUUGUAAGAACUGUUGAGUGAAAAUUGUCAAGUCAAAGGAAAACCCCAUCUCUGAGAAAAGAUUUUAUGAACAAUUACACCAUCAACCUUUAAAGUUUUAAAACCUACCCAGAAGUCCACCUCAGUUUAUGGUUUCUCUCUGUCUCCUCCUCUAAGCUUGUUACUGGUUAUGCACCAGCAUUCAAGAUAAUAAAAUUUCUUGUUCUGUGUA
Sorex araneus (European shrew) is the source of this 1909-nucleotide messenger RNA. It is a transcript of the gene EID1, whose product is annotated as EP300 interacting inhibitor of differentiation 1. NCBI's taxonomy places the organism in Eukaryota, Metazoa, Chordata, Mammalia, Eulipotyphla, Soricidae. Gene Ontology annotation, biological process: negative regulation of DNA-templated transcription. The transcript has a single exon. Gene Ontology annotation, molecular function: transcription corepressor activity. Gene Ontology annotation, cellular component: nucleoplasm. The record is from RefSeq and is a predicted model, not a curated record. Bases 87 to 698 code for a protein of 203 amino acids.